AUGGCGCCUCUUAUCCCCCGUCUGCACCUAUUCGAGAUUGACGACCAGUCGUGGUUCCCGCCAUACCUGCGUGCUCGCGUCCAAGAUGGCCUCAUGCACGCCUGGAUCUUCUACCUGCCAAUCCUUCAGCCUUGCAGUCCCGCAACCCUCGUGGCGAACGUACUGCAGCGCAUCCUCGGCUCGUCGAUAUCCAAGUUCGCCUUCAUCGACUUCUGCGCCGGCGCCGGCGGCCCGACCCCGUUCAUAGAACGAGCCCUCAACGCGUCGCUUUCCAAGCCUCGACCGGGUGCCGCGCCCUCGAACACCGAUGCUGCCUCCAAAGACACGCCCUCGUACGCGGCUGUGGCAGCUGAGAGUAACGGGGUACCAGAAGGAGCUGUGGACUUUGUCCUGACGGACCUACACCCGCAUCCCGAGUCCUGGGCCGUAAUCGCAAAGCAGUCCGCCCAUAUAACCUAUGAGCCUUCGUCUGUGGAUGCAGCAAACGCACCUCCAGGCCUGGUCGGUAGAUAUAAGAGCGCGGGAAAGAAGGUGUUCCGCCUCUUCAACCUGGCUUUCCACCACUUUGACGAUCCCUUGGCGCGGGCUAUCUUGAAGAACACGGUCGAGAGCAGCGAUGGGUUUGGCAUCUUUGAGCUGCAGGAUCGCUCCAUCGGCAGCUUUAUAACGUGUUUCCUGUAUGGCGUCUUCAUAUUGUUGGUUGCGCCCUUCUUCUAUUGGUGGAGCCCGACAAGGUUGUUUUUCGUGUACCUGUGCCCGAUCAUUCCGUUCGUCCUUGUCUUCGAUGGCUUGAUUUCGUCCUUGCGCACGAGGACUCCGGACGAGGUCGAGGUCCUGCUGCGCACGUGUGGCACCAAUACCGAUGAUUGGGUGAUCGAGAGCGGAAGGGAGCGGUUCCUGUGGCCUACAGGCUACCUGAACUGGAUCGUCUGUACAAAGAAGCAACGAGGGACUUGA
Molecule: messenger RNA, 957 nt
Organism: Neoarthrinium moseri
Lineage: Eukaryota; Fungi; Ascomycota; Sordariomycetes; Amphisphaeriales; Apiosporaceae
Exons: 2
Coding region: 1-957 (318 amino acids)
Source: RefSeq, a predicted model, not a curated record